This is a messenger RNA of Trichoderma aggressivum f. europaeum, 1077 nucleotides long. RefSeq lists its product as uncharacterized. Gene Ontology annotation, cellular component: cytoplasm. NCBI's taxonomy places the organism in Eukaryota, Fungi, Ascomycota, Sordariomycetes, Hypocreales, Hypocreaceae. The transcript is spliced from 4 exons. The coding region runs from base 1 to 1077 and encodes 358 amino acids. The record is from RefSeq and is a predicted model, not a curated record.
AUGAAUUUCGACGACGAUGCCCCUCCAGAUCUAAUCGUGGUCGGUGGUGAGAUCCAGGAGUCAGAAGAGGGGCUAAGUAUAAAAGUGCCCAUUACCAUUGUUACAGGAUACCUCGGUGCCGGAAAGACGACAUUAUUGAACUACAUACUUACGGCUCAGCAUGGAAAAAAGAUUGCCGUUAUUAUGAAUGUAAUGCAACUCCGUCAUGAACCCCCCCCCCCCCUUGUCAUAUCUGAGAUGCUAACGUCGACCAGAGAUACCGGCGUUAAUGCGAUCGAGAGUUUGAUGGAAAAGAAGGGGGCUUUUGACUACAUUUUGCUUGAAACGACUGGGUUGGCAGACCCCGGCAACAUUGCACCUCUCUUCUGGGUCGACGAUGGCCUAGGCAGCACAAUCUAUCUCGACGGAGUGGUGACUCUAGUGGACGCAAAGAAUAUUCUAUACAGCCUUGACGACCCCAAGGGCAAGAUCGAGGACCAUAACGAGCAUGACCACCAUGGCCCUUUGAUGACGACCGCCCACGUGCAAAUCUCACACGCCGAUGUGGUUGUCCUGAACAAAGCCGACUUGGUAAGCGAGGAUGAUCUGAAGAGAGUCAGGGAACGCAUUGAGUCUAUCAACGGGGCCGCGAGGAUACACGUGACGGAAAAGAGCGUCGUUCCUCAGCUUGAGGGAUUCCUUCUGGACCUUCAUGCAUACGAUCAGUUCAACGUGGCCGAGGCCAAGAGCAAAGGCCAUAGCCAUCUGGAUCCUACGAUAUCAACAGUUUCCAUUCCCGUCCCACGCCUUCGCCCUGAGCAGCUAGAGGAUGUCGACCGAUGGCUACGAGCGGUUCUCUGGGAUCACAAGUUGCUGGGUGCGGAAAGUGCCGUGGAAUUUGAAAUUCACCGAUCAAAAGGCCGCCUCGCUUUUAUCAACGGUGAUGUGAAGCUAUUGCAGGGGGUAAGGGAGAUAUUCGAGCUCAUUGAUGCCCCCGACGGCGCGGAUAUUUCUUCGACUGAGGGAAAAAUCAUCCUGAUUGGUAGAGGGGUGAAAGACAUAGACUUUGAGUCGGAUUUUAGAAAAGUGUUGAAUUAA